AUGAGGUGGGGAUCUCCAGUGGUGACACCAAAGGGGAUGACUGCGUCACUGUGGUGGACUCCUCGAGCUGUGACUCCACUGUCACGUGCGGAGGGUUCCUCUUUCUUGGACAGAAAUGAGGUGGGGAUCUCCAGUGGUGACACCAAAGGGGAUGACUGCGUCACUGUGGUGGACUCCUCCAGGAAUGAGGUGGGGAUCUCCAGUGGUGACACCAAAGGGGAUGACUGCGUCACUGUGGUGGACUCCUCGAGCAUCAGCAGUGAAAAGGCAGGGACCCACUCAGCUGUGACUCCACUGUCACGUGCGGAGGGUUCCUCUUUCUUGGACAGAAAUGAGGUGGGGAUCUCCAGUGGUGACACCAAAGGGGAUGACUGCGUCACUGUGGUGGACUCCUCGAGCAUCAACAGUGAGGAGGGAGGGAACUACUUAGAGGUGAUUCCACUGUCACGUUUGGAGAGUUGCUGUUUCUUUGAUUGGAAUGAGGUGGGGAUCUCCAGUGGUGACACCAAAGGGGAUGACUGCGUCACUGUGGUGAACUCCUCGAGCAUCAGCAGUGAAAAGGCAGGGACCCACUCAGCUGUGACUCCACUGUCACGUGCGGAGGGUUCCUCUUUCUUGGACAGGAAUGAGGUGGGGAUCUCCGGUGGUGACACCAAAGGGGAUGACUGCGUCACUGUGGUGGACUGCUCGAGGUAUUGGAUCAUUUACCCUUUACUUUAUUCUCUGUAGCCACUCUUGAAAUGACUUGAAACUGCUGAUUCAGUGCUCACUGUGCUGAGUCCUUUAGCAGCGAGGAGGAGGAUGAGCUUCUCCUGCCAGAGCCCUGACACUUGAGUUCUAAUCCACAGCUAGACGCUAAGAAUUAACUGAAGGCAAUAUGGGCCAAGCCAACAUGCUUAGAAGAAUAUUGUUAUGAACUAUAAUGCUUCAUUGACUUUAAU
Molecule: messenger RNA, 941 nt
Organism: Acipenser ruthenus (sterlet)
Lineage: Eukaryota; Metazoa; Chordata; Actinopteri; Acipenseriformes; Acipenseridae
Exons: 13
Coding region: 1-729 (242 amino acids)
Source: RefSeq, a predicted model, not a curated record